UUUUGUGAUGAGGGCCGAGGCAACUACAGCGGCGACGACGACGACGACGGCGACGCGUGCAACGUUUUGGAAACAACUGUGCGCCGCUGCAUUUUGGCUCAAAGUUUUAUAAACUUGGUCGCUGGUCGCUGCAGAGCCAUCCGCAGCAGCCGCAGCAACAGCCGAGAGAUAAAUCAACAAUUGGAAUUUCAGUCUCAAGAUCAACAAAAGGCGAGAGACUCUCGACUCCCUACGCGCCCGACUAUCCGAGACCGAGUUCGAAUCCGAGUCCGAGUCCGAGUCCGAAUCCCCCGAGUUUAUGGCUCCAGUCCGCAAUUGUCAGUGGACGCUUUUGCCUCCAAUGCGACUUCGGCUCUUAGCUUGUUCAUUGCACGCACAUUUUCUCGCUCUUUCUCUGGCUCUUUCUGGCCAUCUCUUGUUUUGGCCUGGUCAGACCCUUCAAUCACUCACAAGCCCCCAACAAACCGAUGA
Messenger RNA from Drosophila ananassae, 471 nucleotides. RefSeq lists its product as uncharacterized. NCBI's taxonomy places the organism in Eukaryota, Metazoa, Arthropoda, Insecta, Diptera, Drosophilidae. The annotation marks the transcript as partial. The record is from RefSeq and is a predicted model, not a curated record. The transcript has 2 exons.